UAAUACAGCUGCCAACUGUUUGUCUAGGAUACUUUGUGACUGGAUUUUGAUGCCUUCAAACCUUUUCUACUGUGUGACAUGGGUGUUUAGGACAUCUACGAGAUUGCAAGCUGUUUCGUGGUUGAAUGGGAAUAUGUAGCUGAGGUGCUUGUACAAAACUAGAAGAGCUUUAACAACUUUACUUGGUCUGACUCCAGAAAAAAGACAAGGUGGAUCACAAAACCAUGGUGAAGUUGGUAGCUGCCCUUUUUUGCACAGGUUGUUUUCUGCUCACAGUUGCAGGCAACGAUGACUUUGACUUAUCCGAUGCUCUUCCUGACACAGUUACUAAGAAGCCUCCUCCAACUACCAAAAGGCCUUCAGUGGGUGACAACCCCAGACCUAAGCCGUAUCCUGACCUUGGACCACAAUCAGGUGGUCAAGGAAAUAACGGUGACAACUCCAGACCUAAGCUGUAUCCUGACCUGAGACCACAUUCAGGUGGCCAUGGAAAUGAUGAUCCUGAUCUUCAUUUAGGAGAUGCCCUUGGUGGUGGUGAUGGUCACCUGAACCCUCAACCAAACCCACGGCCACGGCCACGGCCACAGCCAGGAAGCCAUGGUUAUUCUGAUAAUUUUAGUGAUUUGGAUCUCAAUGAUGGGAAACCUCUACCUCCAAGGUCACCAGGUGAAAAUGAGCACAUUUCAGAUCAAGGUGGAAAUAUUGUUGAUUCUAGUUCGACAGCUCAGAUUACAUCCCCCGUUGUGACUGUAGUUGUGCUGCUAGCUGUUGGGGCUGUAGCUGGCUAUACUGCUUACAAGAAAAAGAGAUACUGUUUUAAACCAAGAGAUGGAGCAGUUGUCUAAACCAUCAAGAAACCAGCUGAGAAAUGCUGACUUCCAGAAGAUCAUCCAAACUCUAAUGCACUGUUAUGUUUAUGUAUAGAUCCUCUCAUUGAGAUUUUACUUGGGUGAAAAAUGUUUAAAACUGAGAGACUAAUUGCACACAACUACACAAGAGUUCAUUAAAAAAGAUUCUAAAAUUCAUAAUUUGUAAAACAAAAUUGCCUUUCUACUAUAUUUUCUGCUUAUGUAGGUGAAAUCAGAACAUGCUUGUUACGUUAGUGGUAGCUUUGAACAACAUGUAGGAUUAUUUGCCACUGACAAUCAGAGUCUGAAUAAAUCUUUAUGACAGUAUAAAGUGAUUUAUCUCAGUUUAAACAUUGCUAGCUAUUUGGCUGAGUCUAAUGCAUUUUAGUAAUAUUUUAUUAAAUAACAGAUGUCCUGUUCAGUAAAUGCAGCCCCCAAACAAUCUUGAGAUCCAGAGUAUGUGACAAACUUCAUUCUUUCAACAAGUCUAUCUGUAUAUUAGGAUCAAUAAUGGAGACCCUUUUCUGGGUGUUUCCAUCUUCGGUGACAAGGCUUCUUGGUUGCGAUGCCCUGUCUAUAGAAUGCCCUCCCCAGAUCUAUUUGCCUAGGGCCCUCACCAUUAUCGUAAGCAAAGGCUAUUUUAUUUUUUUGUGCUGUUUACUGAAAUCUACCUUUUAGAUCUCUUUUGGUUGCUGUUAUUUUGUUGACACUUCUGAUUUUCAUCAGUUGUACCCCAUUAACUUCUUUCAUCCUGGUUGUAUGGAAGGACAUGAUAUUCUUUAAUUUACUCUAUUGAUAUACGUGAGAUACGAACAUCAUUGAAAGAAAUGAAAUUCACUUCUAAGUAAUAUCCCUAAAUUAGCUAUGAGAACCAAAUGAAAAAACAAGUUUUAGCCUAGUAUGAGAAAAAAGUGUAUCAUUGCACUGUGCAGUGUUAAAAACUCUGAUGUGAUCAUCCCAGAGUGCAGGACAUAGAAUAAUGGGCUCAAGUUUACAGGAAGCCAGAUUUUGGCUGAACAUCAGGAAAAAAUUCUUAACUGUUAGAGCAGUAUGACAAUGGAACCAAUUACCUAGGGCAGUGGUGGGCUCUCCAACCCUGGAAGCAUUCAAGAGGCAGCUGGACAGCCACCUGUCUGGUAUGCUUUAAUUUGUAUUCCUGCAUUGAGAGGGGAUUGGACUCUAUGGCCUUAUAGGCCCCUUCCAGUUCUACUAUGUUAUGAUUCUAUGAUUUAUUCAAGGCAACACACUACACGAAUGGGUCACUUGUUUUGGUGUGAUUGGCUGAAACAUCGGCUUGGUAAUGACAUCAUCAGGGUCAGAAGAAUGUACACAGGUUGCUGUCGUCUCUGUGGAAGCUUCCUAUGUAACUGAGAAAAGUUCUUCAUCACAUGGGAAAGACUCUCUGCUGCAGAGGUUCAUCCUUAUCACGUGAGUAAUUGGAGAAUUCACAUGACCUUGGGGGCAGGGUUAAACAUAGGGCCCCACAGCCCCUCUGUACUUUCAACCCAGUAUCCUCUAGGAGGACUCAAGGAUUUCUGGUUUAGUGCUAUUGUAAGUAAAAGUGGCAGUAGGAUACACUGUGAUGUAUAGAUUUUUCUCUAAAGUGUGGAAUGAAUAAAUCCCCCUCUCCCAAGUUUUCUGUCUUUAUUUUUUAAUAAACAAUAAUUUCUCAUCGUCA
Messenger RNA from Rhineura floridana, 2526 nucleotides. RefSeq names its product glycoprotein Xg-like. The record is from RefSeq and is a predicted model, not a curated record. Bases 225 to 845 code for a protein of 206 amino acids. The transcript is spliced from 11 exons. NCBI's taxonomy places the organism in Eukaryota, Metazoa, Chordata, Lepidosauria, Squamata, Rhineuridae. Gene Ontology annotation, biological process: homotypic cell-cell adhesion; positive regulation of neutrophil extravasation; T cell extravasation.